Dipodomys ordii (Ord's kangaroo rat) is the source of this 2328-nucleotide messenger RNA. RefSeq names its product heat shock protein 90kDa alpha (cytosolic), class A member 1 (gene Hsp90aa1). NCBI's taxonomy places the organism in Eukaryota, Metazoa, Chordata, Mammalia, Rodentia, Heteromyidae. The transcript has 10 exons. Gene Ontology annotation, biological process: cellular response to heat; protein folding; protein stabilization. Bases 27 to 2228 code for a protein of 733 amino acids. Gene Ontology annotation, molecular function: ATP-dependent protein folding chaperone; disordered domain specific binding; ATP binding. The record is from RefSeq and is a predicted model, not a curated record. Gene Ontology annotation, cellular component: protein-containing complex; plasma membrane; neuronal cell body.
CUUGAGGCGGCUCGUGCCCUCCGCAGAUGCCCGAGGAAACCCAGACCCAGGACCAGCCGAUGGAGGAGGAGGAGGUCGAGACCUUCGCCUUCCAGGCGGAGAUCGCCCAGUUGAUGUCGCUGAUCAUCAACACCUUCUACUCGAACAAAGAGAUCUUCCUGCGGGAGCUCAUCUCCAACUCCUCGGACGCUCUGGACAAAAUCCGAUAUGAAAGCUUGACGGAUCCCAGCAAAUUAGAUUCUGGGAAGGAGCUGCACAUCAAUAUCAUUCCCAACAAGCAAGAUCGCACCCUCACCAUUGUGGAUACCGGCAUCGGCAUGACUAAGGCCGAUUUGAUCAACAACCUUGGUACUAUCGCCAAGUCUGGCACCAAAGCCUUCAUGGAGGCUUUGCAGGCCGGUGCAGAUAUCUCUAUGAUUGGCCAGUUCGGUGUUGGAUUUUAUUCGGCCUAUCUGGUUGCUGAGAAGGUGACUGUCAUCACUAAACACAACGAUGAUGAGCAGUAUGCCUGGGAGUCCUCGGCCGGGGGCUCGUUCACCGUGAGGACUGACACAGGGGAACCUAUGGGCCGAGGAACAAAGGUUAUCUUGCAUCUGAAGGAAGACCAAACAGAAUACUUGGAGGAAAGACGAAUCAAGGAAAUUGUGAAGAAACAUUCUCAGUUUAUUGGCUAUCCCAUUACCCUUUUUGUGGAGAAAGAACGUGAUAAGGAGGUCAGUGAUGACGAGGCCGAAGAAAAGGAGGAUAAAGAGGAGGAAAAGGAAAAGGAAGAAAAGGAGUCAGAUGACAAACCUGAAAUAGAGGAUGUUGGUUCUGAUGAAGAGGAAGAAGAAAAGAAGGAUGGUGACAAGAAGAAGAAGAAGAAAAUUAGGGAAAAGUACGUUGAUCAGGAAGAACUCAAUAAGACAAAGCCAAUUUGGACCAGAAACCCUGAUGAUAUCACUAAUGAGGAGUACGGAGAGUUCUACAAGAGCUUAACCAAUGAUUGGGAAGACCACCUGGCAGUGAAACAUUUCUCCGUUGAAGGACAGUUGGAAUUCAGAGCUCUUCUUUUUGUCCCGCGACGCGCUCCUUUUGAUCUAUUUGAAAAUAGAAAGAAAAAGAACAACAUUAAGCUGUAUGUCCGCAGAGUUUUCAUCAUGGAUAACUGUGAGGAGCUGAUCCCUGAGUAUCUGAACUUCAUCCGAGGGGUGGUGGACUCUGAGGAUCUCCCUCUAAAUAUUUCCCGUGAAAUGUUACAACAAAGCAAAAUUCUGAAAGUUAUCAGGAAGAAUUUGGUCAAAAAAUGCCUAGAAUUGUUCACUGAGUUGGCAGAAGAUAAAGAGAACUACAAGAAGUUUUAUGAACAGUUCUCUAAAAAUAUAAAGCUUGGAAUCCAUGAGGACUCGCAAAAUCGGAAGAAGCUUUCUGAGCUCUUACGCUACUACACCUCUGCUUCUGGGGACGAGAUGGUUUCUCUCAAGGACUACUGCACCAGGAUGAAGGAAAACCAGAAGCACAUCUAUUACAUCACAGGUGAAACCAAGGACCAGGUAGCUAACUCUGCCUUCGUGGAGCGUCUGCGCAAGCAUGGCUUGGAAGUGAUCUACAUGAUCGAGCCCAUCGACGAGUACUGUGUCCAGCAGCUCAAGGAGUUUGAAGGGAAGACGUUAGUGUCAGUCACCAAAGAGGGCUUGGAACUCCCAGAAGAUGAAGAGGAGAAGAAGAAACAGGAAGAGAAAAAGACAAAGUUUGAAAAUCUGUGCAAGAUCAUGAAAGACAUCUUGGAGAAGAAGGUUGAAAAGGUCGUCGUGUCAAACCGAUUGGUGACGUCCCCAUGCUGUAUUGUCACAAGCACAUACGGCUGGACAGCGAACAUGGAACGAAUCAUGAAGGCCCAAGCCCUUCGAGACAACUCAACCAUGGGCUACAUGGCAGCAAAGAAACACCUGGAGAUCAAUCCCGAUCACUCCAUCAUUGAGACCUUGAGACAGAAGGCAGAAGCUGACAAGAACGACAAGUCUGUGAAGGAUCUGGUCAUCCUGCUCUAUGAAACGGCACUCCUGUCCUCUGGCUUCAGCCUGGAGGAUCCACAGACCCACGCAAACCGCAUCUACAGGAUGAUUAAACUCGGGCUAGGUAUUGAUGAGGAUGACCCCACCGCCGACGACACCAGUGCGGCUGUGGCAGAGGAGAUGCCGCCCCUGGAAGGAGACGAUGAUACCUCACGCAUGGAGGAAGUGGACUAGGCCCGUGAGCUCCACACGCACCUUCAUUCCCUCUGAUGAUACCCCCAGGAUUGUGUUUAUUUUUGUUAACAUUUAAAAAGUCUGUAUAGCAUGACAACUA